AGAAAGAGAGUGCAGGAUUCAUAUCAGAACAAGACAGCCUAUAAUUACUACAGAGAAAAGUUAAUAAUGCUCCUCUUACUCUUUGUCACUGUUUGUGGAAGUAGCAUCGGCGUGGAGAGCGUCCCGUUGCCUGACUCUGGUCCACAUUUGGCAAAUGACUGGGGAGAAGCAGUCCGGCUCCGACAUCUGUAUGCAGCCAGACACGGUUUACAUCUGCAAAUAAACCCAGAUGGGGAAAUAAGCGGAUCGUACAUGCAAAGUUCGGACAGUUUGGUUGAGAUACGACCGGUGGAUACGGGCUGUGUUGCCAUUAAAGGUGUUGCAAGCUCCCGAUUUCUCUGCAUGGACAGAAUGAGAAAACUGUAUGGAUCGCACACUUACACUAAGGAGGACUGCUCUUUUUUGGAACGCAUCAUGCCAGAUGGUUACAACAUCUACAUCUCAAGCAAACAUGGAGCCCUUGUGAAUUUGGGUGGUGCAAAAAGCAAGUUGAACAGUAACGAUGGGAAUGCUGCAUCCCAGUUCCUGCCCAUGGUCAACACACUUUCUCAGGAACCUACCAACCACCUUUCAGGGGAGCAGCGUUUUUCUGUUGACCCUGAACAGGACCAUCAGUUGGGCCUUGAAAUAGACAGCAUGGACCCUUUUGGAAAGAUCUCCCAAAUUGUGAUCCAGAGUCCCAGUUUCAACAAAAGAUGAGGACUGAAGAAUCACUUGUGAAUGUUCUAAGGAAACGACCCAGAGGUCAAGAAACAGAAGACGGUAUCAAAUCAGUCCUGCUAUGAACCAGAGCACAGGGCCGGACUUUCAGAAAGAGAAAAUGCUAGAAAGUCCAGUGAAAGUAACCUGCACACUGGACACAGUCACUGGACAAAUGUAGUGUAAUAGACUGGAAACAAAAACAAAAUCACUCCAAAUGUUGAAGAUUUUUGUAAGAUCAACCAUAAUGGUGCAUCACCUGCAGCUUGAAUUUAUUUAUUUUUCCACGUGUCUGUGAUGACCUUGCUUUGUAAUUAUUGUUUAAAACGUUAGUUAAUACAGUAUUUACUAGCCUAAUCUAGACUAGAAUGCACUGUAAAAACAUAUUUUGUUUACCUUUUUUUUUUGUAUUUCAUAAAUAUACAACUAUUUGUUCUUUCUGAAAGAGGACAUCAUGGUUAAAUUACUUUUGAAAUGUAAUAAAUGAUAUGCUAAAUGUGCUUAAAUAGUUUUCUUAAAUGCCUGUGGACAAAAUCUACAGCAAAUCACAACUGAUAAGACAGAAGUGCUUCAUU
Molecule: messenger RNA, 1274 nt
Organism: Sinocyclocheilus rhinocerous
Lineage: Eukaryota; Metazoa; Chordata; Actinopteri; Cypriniformes; Cyprinidae
Product: fibroblast growth factor 19-like
Exons: 3
Coding region: 67-699 (210 amino acids)
Biological process (GO): fibroblast growth factor receptor signaling pathway
Cellular component (GO): extracellular region
Molecular function (GO): growth factor activity; fibroblast growth factor receptor binding
Source: RefSeq, a predicted model, not a curated record